AUGGACACGUUGUUAGCUAGGUCCCUCCGCCCGAGACAGGGUCACUUUCAUAUCACGAGCAUCAAAGACGCUGCGGGUAAGCGUUGUACGGAUCCCACGGAUAUCGCGUCGGUAUUCACAGCAUAUUACUCCGACUUAUAUAACCAUUCUGGAGUAGUAGACGGGGAACGACAACAGCGUGAGAUCGGGGAAGCAAGAGCUUUCCUUGAUCGAUUGGCCUUACCAAAACUAGAGGGCGGCGAUGUACUUUCCUUGGGGGCUCAAAUCACGGCCGACGAAAUAGACGCGGCAAUUUCAUCCUUGAAGGGCAAUAAAGCCCCAGGCCCGGAUGGCUUUGAGGGUGGUUAUUACAAGUUGUUCCGAGAGGAACUGGUACCGCAUCUUGAGACGUUGUUUAACGACUUGAUGAAUGGGGGUGUUCCGGACAGAGACAUGUCGCUGGCCGACGUAAUCCUGAUACCAAAGCCGGGCAGAGACGACUCACUCCCUGAGAAUUAUAGACCGAUCUCAUUGAUAAACCACGACUCUAAAAUUCUAGCCAAGAUUUUAGCGACCCGCCUGAACCCCUAUUUAAAUCGGCUGAUCCAUCCGGACCAGGUGAGAUGCACUGAUGAAAUUCACGGUAUCUCGGUGGGGGACCAGAGAUAUGUUGUGUCUGCGUUCGCCGACGAUGUUCUGCUGACUCUGACGGAACCGACGGAGUCAAUGGACGCGCUGGCAGUAGUCCUAGAGACAUACGGUGAAAUAGCUGGAUACAAGGUGAAUCUGCCUAAGUCGUGCGCCUUACCUAUAAGUAUGAGUGAGUCUGAUAUCGCUCGAAUAGGAAAUAACCACAAUAUUCGUAUUGAAAGGCAUCACAUUAAAUACCUGGGGAUACACCUGACGGCAGACCCCGCCCAGCUAUUUCAGCAGAAUUACACUCCCAUGAUUCGCACUCUUAUCUCGGAUAUGGAACGAUGGCAGGAUAAACCAAUCUCCUGGAUUGGCAGAAUCCACUCGGUAAAAAUGAAUAUCCUCCCCAGAAUUUUAUUCCUGUUCCAGGCUCUCCCAGUUCGACUCACCAAGUCUGACUUGGGCCCGCUUCAACAAGCCACAGGGAAAUUUAUCUGGCAAAACAGGAAGCAUAGAGUUUCCCGUAAUAUCCUCUAUAGAACAAAAUCUAGGGGGGGCCUAGGAUUGCCAAAUUUCAAUUUUUAUUACUUGGCGGCCCAACUCGUGCAGAUAGCAUAUUGGCACACCCCUCCAGAUGAACGGAGAUGGGUUGACCUUGAGUCAUCCCUAAUGGGACCUGAUAAGCCACAAUUCCUUAUGUGGGUUCCCCGUGAACAUAGACCGACAACACGAAUUGAAUGCCCGGCCAUAGCAAAUUCGAUGAAGAUAUGGGACAUUGCAUCGGUCAAAUACGGGUUGUCCUCUCGGACAUCCCCAUUGACCCCUUACCUCAGAAACAAAGCUUUCCCCCCUGGACUAUACGCCAGGGACUUCAUAGGAAUAGAGGGAACGGGUGUCCAACGCCUUUGCCAACUCUAUGAAGGUGGGUCACUGCUUCAGUUUGAGGAUUUAAUGGCCAGGGCAGAUCUUCGCCCUUCUGACUUCUUUCGCUUUGUACAACUCAGGAACUUUGCACAGGCCCCGAGCAAUAAAUCUAGUGCGUUGCAACCGCUUACCUUCUUCGAGGCUAUGUGCCUUAGGGCACAGUUCCCGAGGAGCCUUAAAACAGCUUUAUAUGCACAAAUGAGCACCUCCACGUCGGAAUGGGGGGACCUUACGUACAUAGCCCAAUGGGAGGCAGAUCUUGGUGAAGAAUUAGAGGGGGUGGAUUGGCAGGAGAUAUGGGAAGCUGCCGCAGCCUUGUCUAUUUGUGUUUCAAUACAGGAGCAAGCAUAUAAGACCAUGUUUAGGUGGUAUACCACCCCGGUGCAGUUGUGCAGGAUGAACAGAAUAUCCACUGAUUUAUGCUGGAGAGGCUGCGGUCACAAGGGGACUUACCUACACAUGUGGUGGGAAUGCCCUCGGAUCACGCCACUCUGGAAGGAAGUGGCGAACUUACUGAAGGAUAUCUUCGGUAAGGAGAUAGACCUGGACCCAUGGGUCUUCCUUCUGGCCAGACCUCUUGAGGGCUGGACCAGGACGGAACUGAAAUUGCUGAAUAAUGUAAACCUGGCGGCGAGGCGGACAAUGGCCCAGACGACCACCGAUCUCUUUAAUUGGAAGACCCAUAACUCCUCUUACACCGAAAAGCCUCAAGCCAUGACGGAUCUGUCUACUUCAAUAGUCCAGACACACAAUCCCACUUGGGCUGAUUGCCAGCAAUUAUUAAUGACAUUGUUUAAUAACGAGGAAAGGACUAGGAUAAAUCAAGCGGCAAUUAAAGCGCUGGAAGAAGAGGCCCGUACACAAAAUCAGGCCAACCCAGCAGCAUGGGCCACAGCACAUUAUCCAAAUGCCGAUCCAAAUUGGAAUGUCAAUGGCGCAGACUUGGUUCAUCUAAAAGCUUAUAGGGACGCUAUUAUUGCUGGCAUGAAAGCUGGAGGAAAGAAGGCGAUUAACAUGUCUAAGACGGCUGAGGUAUUGCAGAAAUGUGAUGAAUCGCCCAGUGUCUUUGAUGACCGAUUAUUGGAGGCAUACCGAUUGUAUACCCCCUUUUAUAUGCCUGAAUGUCCAGUUCAACUGCUAGGACGUGAUUUGUUGUCAAAACUACAAGCGCAGAUAACGUUUCUACAAAAUGGAACAACAUCUUUAAAGUUCAAGGGACCUUCAGGUAUAAUGACAAUAUCUGUACCAAAGGAAGAAGAGUGGCGACUUUAUACAGCGUUGACUAGCCAAAACCCUAAGAGUGAUGAAUCCUUGUUUAAUAUACCAGGAGUGUGGGCAGAGAACAACCCACCAGGACUUGCUCGCAAUAUCCCACCAAUUCGAAUCGAACUGAAACUUGGGGUCUAUCCAGUGAGCUUAAGGCAAUAUCAUAUCCCACAAAAGGCCAAGAAGAAUAUACAAUCAUAUUUGGAUAAGUUCAUACGGUAUGGUAUCCUAAAAUUCUGUACUUCCCCCUGGAACACCCCAUUGCUGCCUGUUCAAAAGCCCGGUACAGAUGAGUAUCGCCCUGUGCAGGACUUGAGAGCAGUCAAUGAUGCGGUCGUAAGUAUACACCCAGUUGUGCCCAAUCCAUAUAACCUGCUUGCUUUAAUUCCGGGCGGGGCUACCUAUUUCACUGUCUUAGAUCUCAAAGAUGCCUUCUUUUGCCUUCGAAUUGCUGCGGAAAGCCAGUGUAUCUUCGCAUUCCAAUGGGAAAAUGCUGUAACGGGCUCGAAACGCCAGAUGACUUGGACAAGACUGCCCCAAGGGUUUAAAAAUUCACCUACCCUAUUUGGAUCAGCUUUAAGUCAAGACUUACUGGAUUUCAAGUCCAUCCCAGGAGAGUGUGUACUAUUGCAAUAUGUAGAUGAUUUGUUGAUAGCGGCAGUUACUAGAGAAAUAUGUCAGCAAGCAACACAUGAUCUACUACACAUUCUCUGGAAGGCAGGAUACAAGGUGUCCAGGAAGAAAGCUCAGUUGUGUCAGCCAACUGUCAAGUAUCUGGGAUUCCAUAUCUCUGAAGGUCAAAGAAUAAUGGGACCAGAGAGAAAAGAAGCUGUAUGCCAAAUACCAAUACCCAAGAAUAGAAGACAAGUGCGGGAAUUCUUGGGGGCAGCAGGCUUCUGUAGGAUAUGGAUUCCCAGUUAUGCGAUAUUGGCGAAACCUCUUUAUGCAGCUAUAAAAGGUACAGAACACGAUCCCUUCCUGUGGACACCAGAACAGCAAAAGGCAUUUGAAGAUGUGAAGAAGGCUUUGAUGAGUGCCCCAGCAUUAGGUCUACCUGAUCAUACACGUCCAUUCUACUUAUAUGUACACGAGCAAAGAAGAAUGGCUGUGGGAGUAUUGACACAGUACUUGGGAUCAUGGCAAAGACCUGUUGCAUAUAUGUCAAAACAACUGGAUGCAGUGGCCAGUGGUCUUCCACCUUGUCUAAGAGCCGUAGCUGCCACCGCCCUGCUGGUAGCUGAAGCCGAUAAACUCACUCUGGGUCAAGAACUCUAUGUGCGAGUCCCGCACGCAGUACAGACGUUGCUAGACUAUAAAGGCAAUCAUUGGUUUAGUAACAGCCGCAUGACUAAGUAUCAAGCUAUGUUGUGUGAAAACCCAAGAGUGCAUUUAGAGACUGUUAACACUUUAAAUCCAGCUACCCUUUUGCCACAACCUACUGAAAGUCAACAUGAUUGCCUGGAGGUGAUGGAUGAAGUAUUCUCAAGUAGACCAGAUCUUCGUGAUUUUCCCAUCCAGAACCCUGAUGUCCAGUACUAUACGGACGGCAGUAGUUAUGUGAAAGAAGGGAUUCGCUAUGCAGGAUAUGCAGUAACAACCAUAGACAAGGUGAUAGAAGCACGGGCAUUGUCAAAAGGAACAUCGGCACAGAAGGCAGAACUAAUUGCACUAACACGAGCGUUACAAUUGGCUGAAGGUUUAAGAGUGAACAUCUACACGGACUCCAAGUAUGCGUUUUUAACCACUCAUGCCCACGGAGCUUUGUAUAAAGAAAGAGGACUAUUGAAUUCAGAGGGUAAAGAAAUUAAGUACGCAGCUGAAAUAUUACAACUACUGGAAGCCGUGUGGGAACCAAAAGAAGUUGGUAUUAUACAUUGUCGGGCGCAUCUGAAAGGAGAUGGUGAUGUAACCAAAGGAAAUCGUAUGGCAGAUAAUGCAGCUAAGCGUGUCAAUCAUGAAACUGAGGAAAGAACAUUUCUUCCAAAUUCAGUAGCCAUUCUGGACCUCACAUCCAAGGCAUAA
This is a messenger RNA of Pelobates fuscus (common spadefoot toad), 4824 nucleotides long. RefSeq lists its product as uncharacterized. Gene Ontology annotation, biological process: virion assembly; proteolysis. Lineage: Eukaryota; Metazoa; Chordata; Amphibia; Anura; Pelobatidae. Gene Ontology annotation, molecular function: aspartic-type endopeptidase activity; RNA-DNA hybrid ribonuclease activity; nucleic acid binding. The record is from RefSeq and is a predicted model, not a curated record.